This is a messenger RNA of Cyprinodon tularosa, 2496 nucleotides long. RefSeq names its product potassium channel tetramerization domain containing 13 (gene kctd13). Gene Ontology annotation, cellular component: Cul3-RING ubiquitin ligase complex. Gene Ontology annotation, molecular function: ubiquitin-protein transferase activity; protein binding. Gene Ontology annotation, biological process: protein ubiquitination; protein homooligomerization; negative regulation of Rho protein signal transduction. The record is from RefSeq and is a predicted model, not a curated record. NCBI's taxonomy places the organism in Eukaryota, Metazoa, Chordata, Actinopteri, Cyprinodontiformes, Cyprinodontidae. The transcript has 7 exons. The coding region runs from base 386 to 1378 and encodes 330 amino acids.
UUUUUUCAUUUCCGAGUGACCCAUUUAGCUUUGCGCAUUAGCAUCAGUUGAUAAUCGGCGUCUGAAACAAAAGAAAUGGCCCUCCUUUAUGUAGUGGUUUGUUUAUUUCAUUAGUACACCUACGCCGUUCUUUAAAAAGUAGGUGGCACUUAGUAAAUUACAUUUAUAAGCCCAUAAUUUAUAAAAAUAUAGGAUCCGUCGUAAGCUUGUUUAUCUGGUAUCGGUUAAAAAGAGAUGUCUGUUCUGAAGGCGUCAUAAAUGAUUGCGUGUUACUUAGCCGUUUUAAUAAUUUCCUGAUAUUUUUACGAUAUACUUGGAAGAAAAAUAUUUUUUAUCUUUAGGUCCCUUGGAUGUUCAGCUUGUCGGGAAGUGAGCUCACAGCCCCAUGUCUGCGGAGGCUUCAGUCGGCCGUCAUGAUGGCGACUCCAUCCAGUCUGCCGUUCCCCUGCCUGCCUGCCGCAGCACAGAUGAGCGCAGAAAUCCGGGUCUGAUGGGGAGCAAGUACGUCAAGCUGAAUGUUGGUGGCUCCAUACAUUAUACGACCAUCCAGACGCUAAGCAAAGAGGACAGUCUUCUGCGAAGCAUUUGCACCGGAGCAACAGAUGUUACCAUAGACUCUGAAGGUUGGGUGGUUUUGGAAAGGUCCGGCAGACAUUUUGGGUUGGUGUUGAACUUCCUGCGUGAUGGCUCGGUACCACUUCCAGAAGACCAGAGAGAACUUGAUGAGGUCCUGAAGGAGGCCCAGUACUACAGAGUACAGGGACUCGUCCAGCACUGCCUCACUGCCAUGCAGAAACAACAGGACAUUUUUGAAAGCGUGUGCAGCAUCCCAAUGAUCACUUCAGCCAAAGAAGAGCAGAAAAUGAUUGCUGCAUGUCGAAAGCCAGUAGUCAAGCUUCAAAACAACCGAGGAAACAACAAAUAUUCUUAUACGAGCAAUUCUGACGACAACCUGCUGAAGAACAUCGAGCUGUUUGACAAACUGGUGCUCAGAUUCAACAACCGGGUCCUGUUUGUGAAAGACGUCCUCGGCGAUGAGAUCUGCUGUUGGUCUUUUUACGGCGAAGGACGCAAAAUCGCAGAAGUGUGCUGUACCUCCAUCGUAUAUGCGACAGAAAAGAAGCAGACCAAGGUGGAGUUUCCUGAGGCACGGAUAUUCGAAGAAACACUCAAUAUCCUUAUCUAUGAGAACAAUCGAUCUGGUCCGGGAGGGUUCCACCUCUUAGAUUCCAGAGGCUCAGGUUCAUCGCUGGGAGCUGGCCAUUCUGAGGAAGAGGGAGCCGUGGGAGGAGACAGACGAGUGCGCCGGAUCCACGUCAGAAGGCACAUAAUGCACGAUGAACGAGGACACGGCCAGCAAACUGUGUACAAGGACUAACUGUGAUUAAAAAUGCAGCAUGGAAGGAUCAUUCAAUUUUUUUUAAUUUUUUUUUGUAUGGUUGCGAAAGGAAAGAUGGGAUUGUCCACAGCAAUAGUUCAGUCUACUUAUUUCAUGAAAUGUCUUUAAGCACACUUGCAGGGAUCUGGUGGUUAACUGAGUAGAGAGUUUGCUAAUGUUUACAACAAAACAAUGUGCAUAAAUGUUUGUUUGUCCUUUCCAACAGAAAGUGCAUGAAGUCCACUGUGACUGAAACUGGUCGAAAUAUUAUUUCAAAUGUUAAAAAUUUAUGCAUGUCAGUGAAUGAGCCUCAAAACCCAUUUCUCCCUUAGAAGCAGGCCACCUGCCAUGUUUAUUGGUGUAAAUAGAACUGGCAGCUUUGUCCAUUUGAUAUGUAGGAAACAUUUCUCCAGGCUGUGAUGCAUCUGGUUUAUCUGUUGGAGAAAGAUGGUACUGCUGAACAGACUGACUGACAAACGUGGAGGAAUUUGAGCCUCGACUUGUUAACACUGGAAUUAGAAAAGAAAAGCCAUGUUUAUAGUGAGGUGGUCGAGCAGCUCAGUUUUCUGUGUUUAAAUUAUUAUAAAUGCUGCUUCUUGCUUCUUUUUUUAUAAUUUAUAAACUUAAUUUAUUGUUUGGUAUUUAACUUUUGUAAAUGAAAUCAUUCUUUAUUAUCUGAUGCUUGAGUGAGUUUAGAUUCUGCAGUGAUAGCGUUCACUCCAUUGCACUUAGCAGAUUUUGAACUUCCUCCUCUAGAUUAAUAUGACUUGGCUCUCGUUGAUUGUUUGAGAAAUGAGCUGUGACUUUUCUCUUCGUUGUUUUUUAUUUUUCUGAGCCAUGUUCUCUCAUUUCCAUUUCAUCUUACUCAAAAUCACUGAAGUUUUGCCUAAAUGACUUGGCCAUACAGUCGUUUUCUAAAUAUUGUUGACUUUCAUUUCAGGAGAGGCUAUGGUACUAUUUUUUUGUUUCUUAUAUUAAGCACUCUUAAAAGUAAGAAGGAAAAAAAACCUUGAAUGCGAAUAAUGUUUGUACAACUCUUUACAUUGGAACACAAUGGAAAAUGCACUAAUUGUACUUCCGUCCGUGAAAUAUUCAAAAUAAAUUGCUUAUGAAAUCCA